Molecule: messenger RNA, 6940 nt
Organism: Scylla paramamosain (green mud crab)
Lineage: Eukaryota; Metazoa; Arthropoda; Malacostraca; Decapoda; Portunidae
Exons: 3
Coding region: 5310-5849 (179 amino acids)
Source: RefSeq, a predicted model, not a curated record
UCCAGUGAUAAUGAAUAGUAUCCAUUAUAUGGGAUGGCAGAUAACAAAAUUAUUAGGUAUGUCUAUUGUUAAUCUUAAUCCUUCCUGUGUGCAUAGCAAACCCUACCCAGCCUUAUUAGGUAUGGUUUCACUAGUUUAUGUUAGGUUAAACCAAGGUGUAAAAAAAAAAAAAAAAAAAAGCGGAACUAACCAUGAAAACCAAAGAUGCCUAUCGAAAAAAUUACCAUUUCCUUAAAGCUAGAAUCAUUGGCUGAAUGAAACUGAAAUGACCAUUUUUUGCAUUCAUGUGAUUACUAAUUACUCAUUAUCUCUUUUAGGCACAAAGAAAACACACCUUGGAUGACGUGUGGAACUUUUUGAGAACUGGGGACACUGAAAAUUUCAACAGCAAGUGUUACUGUAUGUAAAGCGUAUGUACCUCACAUCAUUAUUCCUUGGCAUUCAUAAGUGAAAUGUUCAAUAGUUUUCUAUUUGCAUGAAAACGUGUAAUAUGUGUAAGUAUCAGUAUUCAAUGCUAUGUUAAGCACCAAAGCCGAUGUUCACUUGUUAGUAGAGUGUGGUUAACCCACUGGUCGCCUGCAGGCGUCACUCAUGGCCAAGUCGCGCUCAGACAAAGACAGGCAGGAUGGUGACCGAGGUAAAUACUUUAAUUUUGUAGUAAAAACUGAUUGUCAUAGUGCCAAGUUGAUUGCAUGUAUUGUUAAUGAAUAUUGUAAUAUGUUGAAAGUGUUUAAUAUCAGUGUAUAAUGUUAUUUUGUAAGAAAUUGAGACCGAUAACUUGCUUGCAGUUCUUACGAUCAUGCCUACCUCGUUAAUAAACGUCAGAGAGAGAGAGAAUUGCCUAUCCUCGACCCUACGAUGAUGGGUGUGAUCAGUAAAAGAGAUCACCUGAGAGCCAAUUGAUGCCCAGCCAGUGCUGCCACAUGCUGAGGACAUCGGGUGGCGGUCGCAGGUGAAGGAAGAGAAGGAGUAUGUCCUGGCUUAUUAAAGUGCCAAGUUCAGCAAGCCAGAAUGAAACUAUUGUGUAACCAGAAAGGAGUUAUUGCCAGUAGUGUAGUCUGGCCCACUUUCACUCCUACCUCUAUGGGGUUGAGUUUGUCAUCCAGACUGAUCAUGCUGCUCCCCGGUGGCUGAAAACUCUGAAGGACCCGGAAGGACAGCUGUGGAGAUGGCUGGGCUACCUGAAGGAGAACAUUUACCGUGUGGUACAUCAGCCAGGGCUGAUUCACGGCAACGCGGACAGCUUGAGCCGUUGACCUUUUCGAGCUGGAGUGCUUGCACUGCUCCAUGCGUGAGGAAGCUGUUACCUGUCGUCACCUGCAAGUGGAAAGUGGACCCAGCGAGGCCAGCCAGCAGUGGACUGACGUGCAGCAAGCAGACCCUAGUGAUGUGGUGGCUGGAGAAGGGCGAGCGACCGGGCAAGGAGGAAUUGUCGCCGGAGAGUCCUGCCAUAAAAGUUCUGGUAGAGCAGUAGGUGACGCUGAGACUACAAGAUGGCGUGUUGCAGCGAUGCUGAGAGGAUGCGGCCACGGAGGAGCAUGUCUGGUUACUGGUGGUUCCCCUCUUUUUCUGCGCCAAGCUGCUUGAGGAAGCUCAUGAUGGUGUCUCUGGUGGUCACAUGAGGCAAAAGAAGACUCUCUGGUGCCUUCAUCAGCGAGUGUACUGGGUCAGCAUGAGACGGGACGUGGAGAAAUGGUGCAAGUUAUGCGCACUGGUGCUGCCAAGAAAGGUACACGCGCUCCACUCUAACAGUUCGGUGCGCCCAUGGAGCGAGUGGCAGUGGAUAUUGCCGGACCACUUCUCCAAGUGGCCAGGCCCCGUAUACAUAAACAUUUUUAACAGGCUAAAAUUACUUUUACUGCUAAAAGUUCCUUGAAAGUAAUACAUAAUCACUUAUAAGACCCAAAAGACUUUUAAUGGCUAGUGAUGAGGGGUACUCCUAAACUCCUAAAAUUACUUUUAGGCGGCAGGAUGACGGUCCAACAUCUAAAUUUUCAGCAGAGGCAUCCUAUAAGAGUAUAGUUAUGCUCAGCUGAUCAAGUGUUCUGCCUGUCCUUGGUGACAUUCUGUAUGUGAUAGAAGUUGUGAGGGAUGCAAUAUGGAGUCAUACAUUAGGGAGUAAGAUGAGAUAAAGGCCAUAACUUCGGUAAAACGCAGUCAUCAGUCAAAGCCCUUGAGGCUCACGCACUACACGGCAUCUUCAGAUUUAUUCUCUCUCUCUCUCUCUCUCUCUCUCUCUCUCUCUCUCUCUCUCUGAUGGAUAUUAUGAUGAGAUAAACACAUUAUAUAAGCUGCUGGAUUCCGCACUUACACAUAAUUUUUUUUAUUCUUUUAUUUAUUUAUUUAUUUUUAUGUAGGAGGGGCAUUGAUCAAGGCCAGCAAAAAUCCAAUAAAAAAAAAAAAAGCCGACUGAGAUGCCAGUCCCAGAACAAGGUCCAAAGUGAUAAUAAAAAAUUGAAGGAUAAGUAUCUUGAAACCUCCCUCUUGAAGGAAUUCAAGUCAUAGGAAGGUGGAAAUACAGAAGCAGUUACAGAGUUUACAAGAGAAAGGGAUGAAUAAUUGAGAAUACUGGUUAACUCUUGCAUUAGAGAGGUGGACAGAAUAGGGGUGAGAGAAAGAAGAAAGGCUUUUGCAUCGCGAGGCCGCGGGAGGAGGGGAGGCACGCAGUUAACAAGAUCAGAAAAGCAGUUAGCAUGAAAAUAGCGGUAGAAGAUAGCUAGAGAUGCAACAUUGUCGUGAUGAGAGAGAGGCUGAAGACAGUCAGUUAGAGGAGAGAAGUUGAUGAGACGAAAAGCUUUUGAUUCCACCCUGUCUAGAAGAGCGGUAUGAGUGGAAAACCCCCCCCAGACAUGUGAAGCAUACUCCAUACAUGGACGGAUAAGGCCCUUGUACAGAGUUAGCAGCUAGGAGGGUGAGAAAAAUUGGCGGAGGCGUCUCAGAACGCCUAACGUUAUAGAAACUGUUUUAGCUAGAGAUAAGAUGUGAAGUUUCCAGUUUAGAUUAUAGGUAAAGGACAGACUGAGGAUGUUCAGUGAAGAAGAGAGGGACUGUUGAGUGUCAUUGAAGAAGAGGGGAUAGUUGUCUGGAAGGUUGAGUCAAAUUGAUAGAUGGAGGAAUGGAUAGUUGUCUGGAAGGUUAUGUCGAGUUGAUAGGUGAAGGAAUUGAGUUUUUGAGGCACUGAACAAUAUUAAGUUUGCUAUGCCCCAAUCAGAAAUUUUAAAAAGAUCAGAAUUCAGGCUUUCUGUGGCUUCCCUAUGUGAAUGUUUACUUCCUGAAGAGUUGGAUGUUUAUGAAAAGAUGUGGAAAAGUGCAGGGUGGUAUAAUCAGCAUAGAAGUGGAUAGGACAAGAGAUUAGGAAGCAAAAUAUGUAAAUACGGCAUGAAAUAAAGCUGUGGAAAGUAAUUGUAACUCAUGACACCGAAAUUAAUUUUAAAUUGUGUUUUGGCAAGUGUGUGUGUGUGUGUGUGUGUGUGUGUGUGUGUCAAACAAACUUAAUCAGUCACCACACAGUCCAAAUAAUUGGAAAUUAUCUUUCUGCGUUCAACUUAAUAACUUCACCCAGACACCCCACCCUUGCUGAGAGUAAGUACAAUUUAACAAAUCCUUCUGAAUUCAACCCAACUUAGUAACCAAGUCAUCUCACAGCCGUUUGUAGGGAGUAGAAUUUAAUAAAGCAUUCAGUCUAACUCAACUAUUUCCACAGCUGCUUCCAUGAAUAAGCAGAAUUUUUAAAAUCAUUUUGCACUAAGCAAAAACUAGCAUGUCAUCCAAUUAGCCUGACAGAGCUGCCUCUCUUUUACCUUGAUUUGGUCAAGCUGACCCCACCAUUGUUGUGAUGACAUCCCAGGGGCAGGUUCGAGUUUGAACUCGCCUCAUGUACAUGAAGCGUCUUCUUCAUUUCUUUCCAAGCGCCUCAGAAACAGGCAUUUUCCGACGCAUUCCUUUCGCGCAGGUUUCCUGGGAGCUUCAUAACCAUACAACUACCCUGGACUGUGAGCUUUCUAAGCACUUGCAAGAAUUGUGGGCAGGAAGAGGGGUGGAGCGAAAGCUACUCGGAAAAAAUGGCACUGGAAAGAAUGGCACAGGAAAAAAUGGCACAGGAAAAAAUGGCACAGGAAAAAAUGGCACAUUGUUUAGCCUAGGAAAAAAUGGCACACAAGCAUAUACACCGAUAUCUGAAACUGGAUAAUUAUUAUUAUGUUAUAAGUGUUCGAAGCCUAUAUUGUUAUGUUAUAAGUGUUCGAAGCCUAUAUUGUUAUGUUAUAAGUGUUCGAAGCCUAUAUUGUUAUGUUAUAAGUGUUCGAAGCCUAUAUUCGAAAUCGAUCAGAAGUUUUCUUGGCUCACGUUGUGAAUAAUUUGAUUAGUGGACUCUGUGGACUUUUUUUGCGAUGGAAAUUAUCGAAAGCAACAAGGGAGGUCUCAAACUGUGUUACAGUGGAUACAUGUAUACCAAGCAGUGGUCAAGAGGUGAAACGGUGCGGUGGAGGUGUGUCAAGCGAACACUUUCAUGUAAAGGGGCAUUAACAACAUCUCUUCAAAAUGAAAACCCAACACUUUUAACAGAACACAAUCAUGAUGGUGACGAAAGUGCUAUUGAAGCAGCCAAGUGUAAGUCUAGAAUGAAAACAUUAGCAAAAACUACCAGAGAUAAACCUGGUCAAAUAUACGCCCAAAAUGCCUUAACCAUGAGAACCCAAGCGCAGGCUCAUUUCGUAUCACAAGAACAUUGUAAACGACUGAUUCGGCAUCACCAAAGCGCCAAUCAGCCUCGCGACCCUGCUUCAUUACAGGAACUUGUUAUCUCGGGAGAAUGGGCAUCAACAGGUGGACCAGAACCACAACCGUUCCUGAUUUAUGACAAUGGUCAAGACAGUAACAAUCGCAUUAUUGUUUUUGCAAGUGAACAGACCCUACGACAUUUAGCAAAAUCAGACAUCUGGAUGAUGGAUGGAAAUUUUGCCAUGGCCCCUCCUAAAUUUACACAAUUGUAUGUAAUUCGUGUUCCUCUCGGAAACACUGCUGUCUCCGUUGUUUAUGCAUUCCUUCAACACAAGACUCAAAACACCUAUGAACAACUUUUUACGGCAGUUCUUGAGAAAUGUGCAGAGUACCACCUGUAUCCAGACCCUAGAACCGUUAUGCUUGACUUUGAACAAGCAACUCUACAGGCCAUCACGGCAAUACUGGGAUCGGAAGUUACUAUUCGCUGCUGCUUCUAGCAUCUGACACACUCAUCAUGGAGAAAAAUACAAGAGUUAGGGCUGGCAACUGUGUACAAGGAAAAUGAGGAUAUAAAGUUGUUCUGUGCUAUGGUCGACAGUUUAGCUUUCCUUCCCCUAGAGGAUGUGUCUGCCGGCAUGAAUUACCUCAAACACAACACACCAGAGGGCAUGGAGCCUUUCGUCACUUACUUCGAUCAGACCUACGUAACGGGAACUUAUCGACGAGUCCAAAGACAGCAAGAUGACAAUGAGAUCCCAAGAGUUCAGCUCCGCCUCAUUCCUCCACGGUUUCCUCCAGAAAUCUGGAAUGUGCAUGAAGCAACUAUUCGAGACGAGUCUCGCACGAACAACUUAUGUGAGGGAUGGAACAAUCGAUACAGCAGGUUGGUUGGUCACAGUCACCCAACAAUAUGGCGGGCAAUCCAGUGGAUCCAAGCUGACCAUGCUGUUGUAGCUACCCAGUUGGUGCUAGAAUCUCGUGGCGAGCCUCCCAAGAAACGGCAGAAGAGGGUGUACAAGAAUCUACAAACACGAAUGAAGAACCUCUGCCAAGAUCGCCGUGAUGGUCGCAAAUCAGUUGAGGAGUUUUUACAUGGAGCGGGUCACAACAUUCGAUGGAAGUCCUAAGCAUUAUAAGAAAAGUCAUAAAAUGUAUAGAAAUAAAGUGUGAACAAAUUUUAGCUGAUUGUACUGUCUGAUUGUAUCGUUUUUAGCUUGAGUUUUUUUUAGCACAUUUUGUACUGUGCCAUUUUUUCCUAGACUAAACAAUGUGCCAUUUUUUCCUGUGCCUUAUUUUCCUGUGCCAUUUUUUCCUGUGCCAUUUUUUCCUGUGCCAUUCUUUCCGGUGUAAUUUUUUCCUACAUUCGGAGCGAAAGACACAGCCACUCAUGGGCAGCGAUGCAAACAUGUUAGGAGAAAAAGAAGCCAAUGUUCAUGUAUUGUUUUCAAUAAAAUCUCGAACGUACAAAGCUAUCUGCAUACAAGUCAGUCAUGAGUGAAAACCAUCAUUAAAACUGAGUAGUGUGAAUUGUUUCAAAUUGAGUGAAUAGUAACAUUUGUUUAUAAUGAGUUUGGAACAGUCAAACCUUCCAGCAGCGUGUGGCAUUCUGCAGGGCAUGUAAAAAUAUCUGAAUGGCCUUCUUGUCUUGGGCCACGACUUCCAACACAUCAUUAUGUUCAGGUACAAUGCCAUAAUACAGUGUGAGGUCAUGACUGAUACAUCCAAUUCAUGCUAAAAUAUUCUGCAGAGUGGCUUGUAUUUGCACAGAUGAUGAAGUAAGACAGGUCUGAAGAAGUGAUACAUAGGAUAGAUAGAACAUAUCCUUAAUAUGGCUGAAUGUGAACAGCAGGGCAAGGGACCUCGCUCUCACCCCUGUGAAUGACCUGUGACCUGGAGAGCUGCUAGACCUGGUCCCUGCAUCACAGUUUCCCCUUGCUCCAUUCCAUAAAUGUUUCAAAUUGAGUGAAUAGUAACAUUUGCUUAUAAUUUAGUUAUAUUAUUAUUCGUUAUAUUAUAAUACUAGCAGUCUGUCUAGACUAGGAUAAUAAAUAGGGAUACCUAAGAGAUGAAUGCACCCAAAACGCAGAAAUAGUGUGAAAAUACUAGCAAAGAGACGCUUUGACAUUUCAUUUGAUAACUGCCGUAUGUACAGUACCAUGCAACAAGUUUCACUAGCCAUAUUGGCCAACAUCAGGCAUCAUUUUGACCCAUGUCUUAA